This is a messenger RNA of Phytophthora nicotianae INRA-310, 1195 nucleotides long. RefSeq lists its product as hypothetical. The transcript has a single exon. The record is from RefSeq and is a predicted model, not a curated record. Lineage: Eukaryota; Oomycota; Peronosporomycetes; Peronosporales; Peronosporaceae. Gene Ontology annotation, molecular function: calcium-dependent phospholipid binding; calcium ion binding. The coding region runs from base 40 to 1029 and encodes 329 amino acids. Gene Ontology annotation, cellular component: cytoplasm.
CGUACGACACAAGUCUCCAGCCCACAUUACCACGUCGAUAUGUUGAAUCUUUACCCACCGGCCAACCACGCAGUGCACAACGGGGCAACGCUCAACUUCGCACCAGAUAUCGACCAGGCAUGCCAGGCCAUCCACAACGCCUGUAAAGGACUGGGCACGGACGAAAAAGCUCUGAUCGCCGUUUUUGGGGCCCGAUCUGCUGAUCAACGAUACCUCAUUUCGGUUCGCUACCAACAGCUCUACGGAAAAGAGCUCGUUAAGGUACUCAAAGGAGAGACGUCGGGUGACUUUGGUCGCUUACUGCAACUCAUCGCUCGCCCCCUACCAGAGGCAGAAGCUGCUAUUAUUCGCAAAGCUACCAAGGGCCUCGGCACCAAGGAAAAGAUGCUCUACCCCAUCAUUAUGGGCCGCACCAACGUAGAACUAGCCAUUCUAAGGAAAACCUACUAUGAGAAGUACCACCAUGACCUGGGCUCGACACUGGAAGGAGAACUCAGUGGAGACCUAAAGAAGGUCAUCCUAGCGUCUCUACAAGCCCCAGUGGAGCAGUUUAACCCAGCGAUGCACACUCCACAGAGAGCGGAGGCGGACGCCCACGCACUCUACAAGGCCGGACAGGGUCGCCUGGGCACGGACGAGCGUACGUUUAUCAAUAUCUUGGUCACAAGUCCACCUCAGCAUUUAUGGGCGAUCAACGAGGCCUAUGUGCGUAAGCGCAAAAGCGACGUCGUCAAGGCCGUGAAGAAGGAGUUUAGUGGUGAUGCGGAGGAGGCCCUUCUGUUCUUGGUGCGUAUGGCACUAGAGCCACUCGAGUUGAUCUCGGAACUCUUUGAAAAGACCAUGAAGGGAUUUGGAACCGAUGAGGACGCAUUGAGUGCCACGCUGGUACGCUAUCACAUGAUCCUGAACGAUAUCCGCCCAGUAUACAAGAAGAAAUACGGCAAGGAGCUUCGCGAUCGCAUCAACGGAGAAGUCAGUGGUGACUACAAAAAGCUGUUACUUGCAGUGUUCGAUGCACCGAACUACUAAGUAAACCCGAAGCAACGAGGAGUAGCUAAUUCCGUGGUGUUGCCAUCGUGCUUGAAAAUGCUGGACAUGUUAACAAAAACACGGCCGCCGAACGAAUUCAUGUUCUUAAAAGCGUCAAAUCGAGAAAAAUUUGUUUGUUAUUUUAUAUGAAUCGAUCCAAAUCUCC